Symsagittifera roscoffensis is the source of this 3187-nucleotide messenger RNA. RefSeq lists its product as uncharacterized. The coding region runs from base 144 to 2390 and encodes 748 amino acids. Gene Ontology annotation, biological process: regulation of DNA-templated transcription. The record is from RefSeq and is a predicted model, not a curated record. Gene Ontology annotation, cellular component: transcription regulator complex. Lineage: Eukaryota; Metazoa; Xenacoelomorpha; Acoela; Convolutidae. The transcript is spliced from 8 exons.
CGCGGAGCGAAUUGAAGACUGUGUGAGCCACGCAGUUCAGUUUCUGGAGCGUAGAAAGAAAGUUGCCAGACUUACUUAUAAAGCUCCGCCGCGGGAACUAUUAAACCGCGAUUGGCGAGAAGAAAGAUAAAAGUCUUACGGUGAUGGCCAAAAAGUUUGUCAUGUUGCUGCUUUCUGCAAAGGACCAACUAGUGAGUCUGGAUAUCGCAGCCAAAAUUUUGACUGAAGAAGAUCCGAUGAAAUUGAUUAGAAGCAUGGCUAGAAACUCGAAGUGUGUCAAAUCUUAUAUAGAAAAGGGGUCUUGUGAGCCGAAACACUUCCCGAAGAUCAGGAGACUGUAUGACAUUGCCAAUGUGUUGACCAGCUUGAAGUUGAUAGCGAAAGAGAAGCAGUCUGACAGGGGAUCAAAGAAGACUUUCUACCGUUGGACUUCUUACCAGCCAGAACAACUAUUCAUCGAGAUGGCCUCGCUGAGACCGUUUUCGCCGGUUGCGAUUUCGGGAAAUGAAAACAGGAAAGCCUACACCAAGUAUGCUGCGUCAUACAAUAACGGUAGCGGUUUCUCUGAGCGAGGUUGCCGAAAACCAGAUCUGUCCAGAAAGUCGAAUCCUACGUCUUUGGACACUUUCAGAGCGUUGAUUAAAACUCCGGGAUUUGACAACUACAGGCCAACAAAAAGAGCCCUACUUAUAAAAACUAUUGUCAUGAAAGAAACUACUUUCUGCCUCCUGCCUGCCAGCAGCUGCACAUAUCCGGAGGUAGUUUUGCCAAACAACUUCAAAAUAAAUCUUUCGAAACUGGAAGAUUCUGAAUUAAACAAUCUGCGCGACUUCAGAGAUAUCAGUGAAGAGCCUCCUGCAAAGAAAUCGACAGGAAUUAGAAGUAAUAUUCCCGCACCUACCUCGGCGUUUCGUAAAAUUGGUUAUCAAGUUAAUUUCGGCGAUGACGCGCGAUUCACUGAGGCGUGCAAUGAGACAGGCAACCUCAAGGAAAUAAGAGUCAAGUUUCCGAAACUUCUGCCCUUGAAUGGUGCUGCAGUUUUGGAGCGAAUUCAUGAAAGUGAGACUAAUCUUGCAAGGAAAAAUGGGGCCAAUCUAGCAAGUAUGAUAGACGAAUACAUGAUUCCUGCCGACUGUGAUUUCUAUCCCCAUAUCCGUGAGUUGUGGGACGCCGACCGGGAUCGACAGAUACUGGAUACUGUGCACAACGUCAAUUCAGCUUCAGAUGACUGCAAAGAACUUAGUACGUAUUUGUUUUCUGUGAAUGGAAAUAACGGGCCUGUAAGUCCUCUCACGUCUUUUCCCAUGGCUACACCGGCAUCGACUGAGGAACUGGUUCGACCUAUUGGAAUCACAUGGGCACCGAACGCAACAAUGGAACCCAAGAUGUGUCUGGAUCGUUGGACUAAUGCUCAAAAUUUGGACACAAAAUCUGAAAUAGUGGGCUGCCAGGAUCCGCAGAAUUAUGUAAUUCCACCAGUAGACCGAAGCUUCAUGCAGCAAUCGGUUGAAUCUGGGAGCUCAACCUGGUCUUCUAGUGUUUCAAGGACCCCAGCUAAUGUCUCAGACUCUUUAAAUGCGACCACUCACACUCCUGUUCAUUUCGCUACAGAAGGUUACCCAAAUCAACCGGAGAUGUCUUAUUCUGACUCUUCGGGUAGUUACUGCAAUGGAAUGCAAUCAGCGACCUCGACGCCGGGUGUUAGUGCUAAUAUGUAUAACCAUCAGUCACCAAGCGCUUUCUAUCAGUCUAGCCAAGAGAAUGCUAUUAAUUUAUCCCAACAUACUGGUUCUCCGAGUGUACCGAAUUACAAUGCAAGUCAAAGCUGUAGAUCUGAAUACGUCCACAACAUUCCUGAUAGUUAUCCUGGUGACGUAUAUGCGUAUCCCACUCCACACACUAAUUCUCAGCUUUCGCAGAAUGGUUUGACUUUCGACGAAAACUUGUUAAUAGCUGCAGCUGCUCAACAAUCAAAUGAUUACAACAACAUUUUCAGCGUGGAAAAUUCAGUGACCGGGGGUUAUGAGGCGGCUCAAAUGAGUUAUCAGCUGAGUCAACUUCAAAACAGAGACACAUCUUUUCAUAACCAUGUGGAAGCAAACGGCGGUUCGCAUUUGAACUUGACGUCUUCGAAUUGCUGCGUGGAAAAUCAACAUCUCUUUGCAGCUCCUCCAGGCAUCGCUUCAACUGCGGAAAUAGAGCAGGCGAUGUUAGCACAAGCUGCUGCGCUUUACAACGUGCAACAGAGUGUCCAAAUGAAUGCUGAAGCAAACUGCUUCAGUUAUCCUCAAAUUGCGGCUGGAGAAAAUAUCAGCUCGGAUGUGGCAGCACAAGAAAUCAUGAAUGAGGCAGCGCUAGCAGCUGCCCAGCUAACUGGCGUUACCUUCUGAAACUAUAAUUCAAUCUAAGAAUAACAAAACUCAACCUCAAUGAGGGAAGUACAAUUCCUUGAUUGAACUUUUUAUAUCAACCCUAUAUGUGCUAGUUUCAUACGUUUUUGAGUACUUUCUUGUGCUAUGCUGACUGAAAUCGGAGAUCAAUUAAACUUGGCAAAACAAAUAUGAUUUUUCAGAGCCCGUGUUUUGGUAAAACUAUACCAUAAUUGCCAGUAAUACUGGAAAAAACUUUUUGAUGGGCCAUAUGAAGAUUAUAAUUUGAAACGUUCAAUGAUGUGCCUGUUAAGUUCAUUUGAUCCAAAACUAUUGCUCACAAAUUGCAAUCAUUGAAUCUGUAAUGUGUUUCCGAGUUUAUUGGCAAUGUACAAAACAAUGACUUAUUCGUCAAUAGUUGGCGUGCUUUUUUUUCAUUUCCUCUUGCGUUUAGAACUCGAUGUUUUGAUGCUUUUAAUAUAAUUGUGUCAAUAUUUUAAUAUUGCUUUCCCAAAGAUGAAAAAGAAUAGUUAAUCGUGUUUGUCUUUGUAAUUUUGAGGCAACCAUACUCCUUGAAUUGUUCAAAUUGGAUAAUAGUGGUAUAAAUGUUUAAGUGUUGGAGGUUUAGGCCCUAAUUUGGGUCUGGUGAUAAUCUGUCAACCAAUUUUGAUGUUGUGAACCACUGAGUGGAAUAAUGGAUUCUUGAUUCAUGAAUAUAUAUAUAUCAUUUUACUAAUCGUCAAUUUAAUCUCAACAAUUAUAUGAUCAAUGUUCAAAAUGCUCUGAAAAUUUUUAGAUAUUUCAAUUCAAUUGUUUAC